AUGUCACUCUUGCGCGCUAAAUCAUCCCGAGACGAGAUCCUCGACAAGGCAAGAGCUGAACUUGACAAUAAUGUAAUUGGCAACAAUCGACUAGUGCAAUGCAAGAGUCCGACUAAGCCAAGCUUCCGUACCUCCAGUCUAUCGUCUACGAGACGGUACGGCUCUAUCCAACAGGGGAGGGCCACUUUUAAUGAAAUGCCACACCAGUCGUUGGAAGACUGUGUCCUAUUCCGAAACAGAUGCAUGGGCCAUUCACGUUGUUUGGGAAGAGCCUACGAGCUAGAUUUUGGCCUGAGAGAGGCAUAUAUGCAGCAGGAGUGGAACCGGAUGGUCGCAAAUAUUUGCCAUUUGGUGUGGGAAGAAGCUAAGGUCAUGCACUGGGCCCGGGCUGGCGUACCGUUUGGUGAGUGUAGCUUUGGGAGCUUUGAUACAAUUAAUGCUUUGAGUGGGAAAGGAUUGGUGAAGAGCUGUUAG
This is a messenger RNA of Linum trigynum, 474 nucleotides long. NCBI's taxonomy places the organism in Eukaryota, Viridiplantae, Streptophyta, Magnoliopsida, Malpighiales, Linaceae. The record is from the annotation of a GenBank genome assembly.